Messenger RNA from Hyaena hyaena (striped hyena), 2814 nucleotides. It is a transcript of the gene NMUR1, whose product is annotated as neuromedin U receptor 1. Gene Ontology annotation, biological process: G protein-coupled receptor signaling pathway. Gene Ontology annotation, cellular component: plasma membrane. The transcript is spliced from 3 exons. The record is from RefSeq and is a predicted model, not a curated record. Bases 842 to 2137 code for a protein of 431 amino acids. Lineage: Eukaryota; Metazoa; Chordata; Mammalia; Carnivora; Hyaenidae. Gene Ontology annotation, molecular function: neuromedin U receptor activity.
UUGAAUGGAUGAGAGGGAGGGUAUUUGGGGGAAAGGAACAUAGUGAGAGGGGGACCAGGAAGGCAAGUGGGGCAUGGAGGUCCAACACCAAGCUAGACUUUGGUCUGUUCUUUUUCCGGAAGAAAGUGGGGGAGGGGGAGAGGUGCUGGGAACGUUUUCCAGCAGAGGAGUGAAGUGUUGGGGACUCAGGAAGAAGCCUGGGCAGUGGGAGCACAGGCUGGAGGGAGGGAGGCCGGGGGCUCCCCCAGCAGGCAGCAGUCCUGAGAUGCGCUCAGGGGCUGGGAACCCCAGGCAGGGGGGUGGGGGCUGUCGCCCUGGGACUUGGGGCCCCCCUCCCCCCAGAGAGGGAGAGGAGACCCGUUGGGGCACGUGGACUUUCAGGUGCCUCUGAAAUGUGCGGCAGGAGGAGGCGGGGGCCGGAGAGACCCCAUAAUAAGGAGCUGGGCUAAAAGUCAGCACUCUGGAGACCCGGGCAGGGUGUGAGACCCAGACCGCUGGCGCUUCAUCUCUCCGAGGCUCGGUUUUCUCAUUUUUAAAAGGGUUGUUGUAAGGGUUCCUUUAGGGUUCCGUGGGAGUUCCAUAAUGGUGCUCCCGGGAGAGUCACGCCAAACACAACCAGGCGUCGGUGUGGGGACCCGCAGAUGAGGGUGUCUGGGUCCAGCGCUGCGGCGAGGCGGGUGGGGGGUGCACCGCCCCCUGGUGGCGGUCCCUUCCGGAUCACCCCGACUACAGGCGGGGCUCCUGGGCGGGCCACUCGCGAGCCGGCCGCCGUCCCGCCGCCAGUCUGCUGGCUCCUGGCGCGCGUCUGCCCGUCGGUCUCCGCCGCCCGCCGUGCGCCUCGAUGUCUCCAGCUGCUUACGGGAUGACUCCUCUCUGCUUCAACUGCUCCAUCCUCCCUGGAGACAUGUCCCCGACAGAUGCAGGGAGCCUGGUGCCCUGCAAUGGCAGUAGGACCUGGGGGGUCUUUGGCCCUGAGGACUUGAACUUGACUGAUGAGGAACUGAGACUCAAGUACUGGGGGCCCCAGCAGACGGAGCUGUUUGUGCCCAUCUGUGCCAUGUACCUGCUGAUCUUCGUGGUGGGCGCCGUGGGCAACGGGCUGACCUGCACCGUCAUCCUGCGCCACAAGGCCAUGCGCACACCCACCAACUACUACCUCCUCAGCCUGGCUGUGUCAGACCUGCUGGUGCUGCUCGUGGGCCUGCCCCUGGAGCUCUACGAGAUGUGGCGCAACUACCCCUUCCUGCUGGGCGCGGGUGGCUGCUACUUCCGCACGCUGCUCUUCGAGACGGUCUGCCUGGCCUCGGUGCUCAAUGUCACGGCCCUGAGUGUGGAGCGCUAUGUGGCCGUGGUGCACCCGCUGCAGGCCAGAUCCACGAUGACUCGGGUCCACGUGCGCCGUGUACUUGGAGCCAUCUGGGGCCUCGCCGUGCUCUGUUCCCUGCCUAACGCCAGCCUCCACGGCAUCAAGCAUCUGGAGGUGCCCUGCCGGGGCACGGUGCCCCACUCAGCUGUGUGCACCUUGGUCCGCUCACGGGCCCUCUACAACCUGGUAGUGCAGAUCACCACUCUGCUCUUCUUCUGUUUGCCCAUGGCCACCAUCAGCGUGCUCUAUCUGCUCAUCGGGCUUCGGCUGCAGCGUGAGAGGUUGCUGCUGCUCAGGCAGGAGGCCAGGGGCAGGGCCAAGUCCAGCGACAGCCACAGGUUUCAGCGGCCACAGGAUCGGGGCCGGACACAGGUGACCAAGAUGCUGUUUGUGCUGGUCGUGGUGUUUGGAAUCUGCUGGGCCCCUUUCCACGUUGAUCGCCUCAUGUGGAGCUUUGUGUCCAGCUGGACCGAGGACGUGUACCUGGCCUUCCAGUACGUGCAUGUUAUCUCCGGCGUCUUCUUCUACCUCAGCUCGGCCAUUAACCCUGUGCUCUACAACCUCAUGUCGAGCCGCUUCAGGGAGACUUUCCAGGAAGCCCUGUGCUUGGGGGCUCAGUGCCACUACCACAGACCCCGCCAUAGCUCCCACAGCCUCAGCAGGGUGACCAUGGGCAGCACCCUGUAUGACCUGGGCUCCCCAGGCAUCAGGGCCCACCCUCUGACUGAGAAUGGUGGCCAAGAGGGGCAGCAAGAGAUGGACCCCUUCUGAGUAGAGCCUUGAAGCAGCUUCCACCAGAGAGACCAGAGCACCACACGCAGUUUUGGGAAGCCACACUCACCCUCCUCUGCUGGGGUGUCUUCAUGGCCUGUCCCCCUUUGUGCCCCAUCCCCACUUCAGCCUAUAAACUCUGACUGACACCUCAGUGAUUCCUACCCUCACCCAAGGUUUGGAAGCGAUGUAAGGUCGUUAUCUGCCCUCCAGAGCCCCAGGCCCACAGGCAAAGUCUUUCUUCUACAAAACAUGGCAGCUGGUUAACGGGCAGAGGAAGCCUCCAUCUGGGCUCUCCCCCAACCCAAUCCCCACCCCCAUUUUCUGAAAUUUUAUCAUGGGGUCCCACCUUUCCUUCCCAUUUCUUGUUGAGGUUCUGCAGGUCCUCGCCCGGUGUGGCCCUCUCUGGUUCUUGGCCUGUACCUGGGGCCCCCACCAUCCUGGCCCUCCGUGGCCCCCCUGUCAGCCCCUUCUGGUCUGGAUCUCCACCUGGUGUAGUCCUGGGUGGCGGGGGUGUCAGGGAUCCGGGGGUCCUGGUGCCAAUCUCAGCCCUGCUGCCACCACCUUGCAGUGUGGCAUCACCUCUCCAGGCCUUGGUCCCUUGUUCGCAAAAUGAAAGGGGCCCUGGGGCGCCUGGGUGCCUCAGUCAGUUAAGCGUUCAACUUCGGCUCAGGUCA